This is a messenger RNA of Pseudomassariella vexata, 2107 nucleotides long. RefSeq lists its product as uncharacterized. Gene Ontology annotation, biological process: regulation of nitrogen utilization; negative regulation of transcription by RNA polymerase II; mitochondria-nucleus signaling pathway. The transcript has 2 exons. Lineage: Eukaryota; Fungi; Ascomycota; Sordariomycetes; Amphisphaeriales; Pseudomassariaceae. The record is from RefSeq and is a predicted model, not a curated record. Bases 116 to 1939 code for a protein of 607 amino acids. Gene Ontology annotation, cellular component: cytoplasm.
UCCAAAGAGCCACCGAUUGAGACGCUCGCGGUCGUCUUCGCGAAAUCACCACCACCAUACUCCGCCAAACUCCACCGAGAUCUGCUCCCACGCUCGAGCAGCACGCAUCAACAACAUGCCUUGCAAAGCGGAAGGACUAGUCCUGACGGUGGACCCCAACGUCAUUCACAAAGUAGACACAAAUAACGCGCAAAAUCUCUUCAGCAUGUGGACUGUCUUUUCAAGAUGCGUCGACUCAGUAGAGCAGGGCCGCCGCUUAGAAAACCUGAGUUGGAGAUUGUGGAAUAGAGAGACCUUCUGCUGCGAAACUGCGUGCGGCAAGGCAAAGCAGCUGCAUUCACAUGCAUUUUCGGCCACGACUACGUUACCGAAAGACAUUCCUGACCAGCGCAUACCAGACGUGCCCCAAUUGUCCGGCAGCGUCGACUCGGUGCAGGAGGACGAGGAGGCGCUCGAGUUCUCGUCAGAUUCCGAGCCAAUGGAGAUCGUCCACCGACCCAUAAUUGUUCGUCAGGACUCUUGUGGCAGCAGCCGGAGCCGCGGACGUGAGAGACAUAUCACCUCAGACCACCUCGAGAAGAUGGUCGUUUCCAUCAUCCAGGAGAAGGAGCCCAACCUGUCACCCAUAUCUGACAUGAGCUCCCCGUCCUUGGAACCAGAGUCCGAUGAGUCUCAGGCGGCCUUCUCUCCAGAAGCCCACGACAGUCUCGGCACUCCGACGACUCCCACAACCGAACCCUUGUGCGAUUCCGCCGUGUUGCCGUCCGAGGCAUCUGCGUCGCAAUCUUCGCCUUCUGAUAUUCCGACAAACGACUCCGCAAGCCGGACAACCGUCGUACGCGGCUUCUCACCCUCCCAGAUCUCUAUCCCUUCUCUUCGCUUAACCAGUCACAACUCCAUGAUGGCUUCCCCUACCGAACACGCCAUUCCCGAGCCCCACUCUUCUCCUGCGCACAAGCCGGUUCAACUUAAGAAGCAACCACCCAAGUUUGCGCUCGGCGGUUCCUCUGGAGACGAGUCCUCGCCUCAGAGCCUAGGGGUUCGCCAACCUGUUCCUCAACCUAAGAAGAAGAUGUUCUUGGUUGGUGGAUCGUCGGGCUCUGGAGAGGAUGACACCCCGUCUCUCAAGAGCGCCAUGCACUCUGCGCGGCCCAAUUCCUUGCUCACAGCCCAGAAGAAGCAGACUUCGUUCAGCAAUCAAGUAACGAUGCGAACCAUUCAGACUCCCAGCGACCAGUCGGACAGCUACAUGGACGAAAGCGCCAUCGACGACGACGACGAAGACUCGGAGUGGGAGGACUCCAUCGAGGAGAGUGGCAAGUCUAGUGUGGACGACGCGGUGACCUUCAAGCGCGUGUCAUCGAAGGGGAACCUCACUUCGCAGCGGUCGCUCAUUAGCUUGAUGUUCGCUGGACAGGAUCCCCGUACCAAGGCUCUGACUAACCACGCUUCCCAAUCGACGUCGGCAAUCCCUCAGCGCGCGCGGUCUAUGCACAACGCCCCUACGUUGGUUGCCUCGCCGAAUGAUUCCGAUGAUCACGGAUUGGAGAUGAAGAGCAGCAGAGCUCAACGACGCACGCUACUGCGGCCCAUUACAGAGGUUCCUCGCUCUGGCGCACAGCCAAUUACAACCCCAGCACACUCGAGUCAUCAACAGGCGGCGCUGUCGCCACGAACCACACGUAGAAACAUGUUGGCCACCGAACUGACCGAGUCCCUUCGACGCCAACUACUAUGGGAACGCCAGCAAAAGUCGCAAACUGCGAAUGCCGUCCUUAAGAGAAGACACACUUCGCACGAUGUCGCCAACCUGAAACAGUACCCCGAGAAGGCCUACAUGGCCGAGGACAACAAGGCUAAGGAGGAGCCUAAUGCUAGCAGCUGGAACCAAUACUUCAACCGAGAGGCCCUCGGUGGUUACCAUGCGCAAGGCUGGUGAUUGUCCCUACUAUUUUCGACCUUACAUAUUCCAUCGAGAUGCUUGUCCACAACGGCGAGCACUCUGCGGCAGAUUGCUGCCCUGUACAAUGUUCAUUUAUCAACGCAUUGCGACGCGAUUGAUUUCUACGAUACCUAUUGCAUCCAUGCAUUCGGCCGGCGUUUUUGU